Anguilla anguilla (European eel) is the source of this 4429-nucleotide messenger RNA. Its product is annotated as nucleolar and coiled-body phosphoprotein 1-like. The transcript is spliced from 20 exons. The coding region runs from base 120 to 3710 and encodes 1196 amino acids. Gene Ontology annotation, molecular function: protein binding. NCBI's taxonomy places the organism in Eukaryota, Metazoa, Chordata, Actinopteri, Anguilliformes, Anguillidae. The record is from RefSeq and is a predicted model, not a curated record.
GGUUCAGAGGUGAAAGUGUGGGUAAUGUAUGGAGGUUCCAGAAACUAGAUUGCGUGGUGGCUAGCUAAGUGAAUCUCAUUUUAAUUAUUCGGCUUUAGACUUUUUUUUAGUAACAGAAUAUGACUUCGAAAAAUGAGGAUGCGUCAAAAUGUGAAUUGUUGAAUUUGAUUUAUCGACAUUUGAAGGACAGCGGUCACAAGAAAGCUGCAAGUGAACUCAAAAAACAUGCUACACAGGUGCAGAGUGGACCGGUAGGAGGAACUACGUCACUAUAUGACAUCUACAACAGCUGGAUCAACUCGCCAGAGAAGAGCAUCAAAGCGGCACCGAAGGCCAAUCAGAAACCUGGGAAGAAGGUUCGUCAAGCGGAUCCAGAGAGCAGCUCGGAGAGCUCAGAGGACGAUUCUGACCCGAAGACGUCCAAACCGGGCACCCAGACCUCCAGCGCCCCUGGUGAGCCUGCGUCUGCCCCAAAGCCUGCUGGUCCCGCUGCAGCUGCUGGGACGGCCGCCAGCAGCUCCGAGACUGAGAGCAGCGACGAGUCGUCCGAGGACGAAGGAGGAGGAGGAGGAGCGUCACGGCAAAAAAAUGAUGUGGGGAAGCCCAAAGCCAGCUCUUUGCCUGCCGCUGUGGUGAAGAGCAAACCAGCAGCAGCGAAGCCUCCGACUGCAGAGAGCUCCAGCGGUGACAGUGACUCAGACAGUGAAAAUGAGAUCCCCCCUACACAGGACACCACCCCAAAACCGAGCAUUAAACCCACAGUGGUGGCACAACAGAAGGCUGGGGGCGGGGCAACCCCUAACCAACCCAAAGCCACGCCCAAAGCCUCAGCCCCAGCAGAGGAAGAGGAGAGCGACAGCUCGGACUCGUCAGGCAGUGAGGAAGAGGCCGCAGCAAAGGCGGUCCCAGCCAAGGCAGCCCCCGCAACCCCAGUGAAGCCCAGCCAGCCCCCCUCCAGCCUGGCUAAAGCUGCAGCCAAGAGCCCUGCUGCAGGCAAGCAGGCCCAGAGCUCGGACAGCGACAGCAGCGAAGACUCGGAGAGCGAAGAGGAGACGCCAGCACAGAAGGCAGUGCCAGCCACUCCAGUAAAAUCAGGAGCUUCAAAGACUCCUAACAAGACCCUGCCUACACCCAAAGCCACACCCAAAGCCUCAGCCCCAGCAGAGGAAGAGGAGAGCGACAGCUCGGACUCGUCAGACAGUGAGGAAGAGGCCGCAGAAAAGGCGGUCCCAGCCAAGGCAGCCCCCGCAACCCCAGUGAAGCCCAGCCAGCCCCCCUCCAGCCUGGCUAAAGCUGCAGCCAAGAGCCCUGCUGCAGGGAAGCAGGCCCAGAGCUCGGACAGCGACAGCAGCGACAGCAGCGACGACUCGGAGAGCGAAGAGGAGACGCCAGCACAGAAGGCAGUGCCAGUCACUCCAGUAAAAUCAGGGGCUUCCAAGACUCCUAACAAGACCCUGCCUACAUCCAAAGCCUCAGCCCCAGCAGAGGAAGAGGAGAGCGACAGCUCGGACUCGUCAGACAGUGAGGAAGAGGCCGCAGCGAAGGCGGUCCCAGCCAAGGCAGCCCCCGCAACCCCAGUGAAGCCCAGCCAGCCCCCCUCCAGCCUGGCUAAAGCUGCAGCCAAGAGCCCUGCUGCAGGCAAGCAGGCCCAGAGCUCGGACAGCGACAGCAGCGACGACUCGGAGAGCGAAGAGGAGACUCCAGCACAGAAGGCAGUGCCAGUCACUCCAGUCAAAUCAGGAGCUUCGAAUACUCCUAACAAGACCCUGCCUACAUCCAAGGCCACACCCAAGGCCUCAGCCCCAGCAGAGGAAGAGGAGAGCGACAGCUCGGACUCGUCAGACAGUGAGGAAGAGGCCGCAGCAAAGGCGGUCCCAGCCAAGGCAGCCCCCGCAACCCCAGUGAAGCCCAGCCAGCCCCCCUCCAGCCUGGCUAAAGCUGCAGCCAAGAGCCCUGCUGCAGGGAAGCAGGCCCAGAGCUCGGACAGCGACAGCAGCGACGACUCGGAGAGCGAAGAGGAGACGCCAGCACAGAAGGCAGUGCCAGUCACUCCAGUGAAAUCAGGGGCUUCAAAGACUCCUAAAAAGGCCCUGCCUACACCCAAAGCCACACCCAAAGCCUCAGCCCCAGCAGAGGAAGAGGAAGAGGAGAGUGACAGCUCUGACUCGUCAGACAGUGAGGAAGAGGCCGCAGCCCCGAAGUCUGCAGUGACUUCCAAGUCCAGCGUGCUGCCAGUCAAGCAGAAGGCCACACCCACAGCCACCCCUAAAGCCCUCGGGCCUUCACGUGAGGAAGAGGACAGCAGCAGCAGCAGCAGCAGUGCGGAUUCCGACAGUGAAGAGGAGACUCCGGAUUCUACAGCACCCCCUAGUGCUUCAGCUGUCCCGCCCACCACUGUGCCAGAGAGCUCGGAUGACACCAGCUCCAGCGAAGAGGAGGCGUCCCAGUCUCUCUUAGCUCCCCGGACCCCCCCAGCCAAGCCCGCGCAGCAGAGCAGGACACCCGCCGAGAAGAAGGGGAGGAAGAAGAAAGCUCCCGCGCCGCCCAAGGAUAAGAACGGAAUUCCCGGAACUCCACUGGCCUCGGGCGGGAUGAGGAACAGCAUUCCCAGCGUUCCCGCCGCGAGCGAAUCGAGCUCAGACAGCACGGACAUCGAGCGGAAUGACCCGAAACGACAGCCCUCUAAAGCUGUGCCCGCUUCCAAGAGAAAGACUGGGUCUGUCAGUGACAGGAGCUCGGCCUCAAAGAAGUCACAGUCGUCUUCAGCAAAACUGCUUCCCCAAGUGGCUGAACUCCUUGCCCUCAAAACGGCACCACAGAAGAGGAAGAGGAGCAAGGAGAAAACGGAGACCCCGUCUGCGAAGAGCAAGAGCAAGAGGAAGAAAGUGGCCCCUGCACUGCCAGAACCCGUAAACAGCAAGAAAAAGAUCCCAGUGCAGUCUCCUUCCACUCCACUAGGGGGAGACUCUGAGUCGGACUCUGACAGCAGUCUGGAUUUGGAGAAGUGGAGGCAGCUAGCACAAAAACUCUCAGAUGCGGACAUCGCAAAGAUGGAGGAGAUUGCCAUCUACACCACACAGGCCCUGCCAGCCGAGUCGCCAAAGGAGAAGGGAAAGGCUAAGGCCAGAACGAAAAAGGAGAAGGCGGUGGAGAACGGGAAGGGCAAGGACACGCCCAAAAAAGCCAGGACAGCAGCCAGCAAGUCAAAGAAGGCCCCACCCACUGCAUCAGACAACCAGCCGUCAUCCAGCACCGACAGCCAAUCAGGAUCCUCGCACAAGAGCGGAGCCCUGGAUGUCCCACCCACCACCAAGAAGGCCAGGUCUGGCAAGCGGUCAGUGUCCACCAUUACCCCCCCCAGCCUGGACAGCCAACAGCCGUCCAAGAAGAGGAGCAAGUCGGAGGCCAAGAGCGCUGUGGAAAAAAGCUCCGCCCUGAAUCUGCCUGGCAACAAAAAGGCUGAAGUGAAGGACAAAGGGAAGAAGAAAAAGGAGAAGAAGGAGAAGAAGGAGAAAAAGAAGAAAUCAAAAGAGAAGGCCGCAGACCCCGUUGUGGCAGCCAUAAACUUGAAAGAGAGCAAAAAAAAAAAACACAAGUUGAAAAAAGAGAAAAAGGCCAAGGAUUCUCCUCUCAAGAAGACCCUGCUCGGCCUGGAUUUAGCAGCUACGGAAGCCUCCCCAAAGAAGAAGCACAAGUCCUCCAAGACGUAGCCCAUUGGCACACACCGGUUCCAUCAGGUGGAAGUCUUACCUGUCUUACCUUGCCCAGGUGAGGAGUGGAGACAUGGCCCCGUGCAACCCGGAGCCCCCAGGGGCUCUUCCAGCCCAGAGGAAUGGGAAGCUUCUUUUUUAACAUUAACAUAAUCAGCAGGUCCUUGUCAAUUGUUUUUCAGUUCAGGAAGGUCAUAUUUUUAUUUUUGAUUUUUUAUAACCAUGGACUUCAUAAUACUGUAUUUCUGUACGUCUGUAUUCUGCAGCUUCAUGUGAUGUUUUAAAUUUUUUUAAUUUAAGUUUUUACUGUACUGGGGAUGAUUCAUUAGUGGUACGAGAUGCCGGAAACCAGGAUUUCAGAGAAACCAGUUUCGCUGCAGUGCUCGUUUUUAAAAAAAAAAAAAGGUUUCUGUUGAAAUCACGGUAUAUGAACUGACGUCCAUUUUGCAUUUUACACGCAAAGCCGUUGGCAGCAUAAAAUGACUUCCUAUGGCUCAAGCUGGGUCUCUGGUGAAGUCAAGGGACUCCCUGUAACACUGGGGACCGGAAUGCAUUUGAAGUGGAGGAGCAGAGAGCUGCACUAAAGAUGAAUAAAAAAAUUACUCGGUGUUCUGGCGCCCAGGAAUAAUGUUUACAAUAUUUCUGUCAAAUAACUGUGGAUAAAACAUUUGUCAAUGUUUGUAUAAGAUAUAUUUUAUUAAAUAAUUUUCCAUGCUUUA